Molecule: messenger RNA, 621 nt
Organism: Oncorhynchus masou masou (cherry salmon)
Lineage: Eukaryota; Metazoa; Chordata; Actinopteri; Salmoniformes; Salmonidae
Product: RNA-binding protein 25-like
Exons: 2
Coding region: 1-621 (206 amino acids)
Source: RefSeq, a predicted model, not a curated record
AUGGAGCACCAGAGAAAACUGCAGGAGAUCCACAGACUCAAACAACUGCUGGAUCUACUGAUGGUGGACCUACAACUGGCCCACGAAGAAAGAUGUAAACAGAAGCAAAUAGAGAUGGAAGAGGAAGAACGAGAGAAGGAGAAAGAGAGACAGAGAGAGAUUGAAAGAGAGCAUGAAGAAGAAAGAAGUAAACAGAAGCAAAUAGAGAUGGAAGAGGAAGAAAGAGAAGAAGAGAGACAGAGAGAGAUGGGUGAGAAAGAGAGACGACAACAACAAGAGGAGAGAAAGAGAAAGUUUGAGAGAGAUCAAGAAGAAGAUAUAUGGAAACAGAAGCAAAUUGACAUGGAGAAGGAGGGAAGAGAGAGGGAGAACAAGAGACAGAGAGAGAUAGAAGAGAUACAGAGACGACAACAACAAGAGGAGAGACAGAAACAAAAGGAGAAGGAGAAAGAAAGGGAGAAAGACAAUGAGAAUCAGAGAGAAAUGGAAUUAAAAGAUCAGCAACAGAAAGAGAUGGAGAGAGAAAAUAUGAUUAUGAGAGAAAGGGAGGAAGCAGGAAGAAGAAACGAGGGGCAGAAAAAUAUUUUGGGGGAAGUUGAGGGACAGAAUGAACUGGAGUAG